Molecule: messenger RNA, 1097 nt
Organism: Aplosporella prunicola CBS 121167
Lineage: Eukaryota; Fungi; Ascomycota; Dothideomycetes; Botryosphaeriales; Aplosporellaceae
Exons: 1
Coding region: 177-806 (209 amino acids)
Source: RefSeq, a predicted model, not a curated record
GAGGAGGGAUGAUGGUGGAGGACGUGGGCGCUCUUGGCUCGAGCUAGCUCGAGGGGAACUCUUGGGCUGGACUUGAUGGACUUGAUGCAGGGCAGGACAUGGGUGAUGUCGCCAGAUUGAAACGGACUGAAACGGAUCAGGACGGUUGGGGACACACGGAUUGAUGAGACGGACGGAUGAAACGAACUGGAAACGAAUUUAUGAAACGGACUGAAACGAGACAGAAGGACAGACAGAUGACAGACAAACAAGUAGCGCAAUCGUUGGCUUGGCUUGCCUUAAUCACUUGCAGCAGCGCGCAGUGCGCAGCAGCUGUGUCUUCUCCUAUCUCAUCUCUCCAUUCCAUCUUUCUCUCCACCACCAUCUACCUAGGUACCGAGUCUGGCUCUGUCGGUUUCUGUUUGUUUCUUUCUCUCUCUUCGCACACAUAUAUUCCCGCGCCGUCGGGACCACUCUCAUCACUUUUUUCUUAUCACCUCGCAUGGUCUUUUCACGGAUCUCCCCGCCGUUGGCGUCGGCAACGGCCACGGAUACCACCGGAUAUCGGACAGUGGCGUCUGCGCUGGGGCGCUGGGGCGCCCCCUUUUCCACUCCAUCCGCCAGUCUUUUUUCCCUUCCUUUCCUCUUGGACCGCCCGCCGUCGCAGGCGCGCCUUCUCCGGCGCAUGUAUUGGACGAGGGACUGCGGCAGGAACGCGGACGUGCUUGUCUCUACCCGGAUGGCUGUUCGCUCGCUCGCUCGCUCGCUCGGGCUCGCCCUGUCAGGGCGGGCGGGAGGCAUGGCACCACGGGACGCCCUGCGGGUAGGGAUGGAGGGCCGGCACCGCGCAGCAGCAACUGCACAACACAUCAUCGCUGCAGGGCAGGGCAGGGCAUGGCAUGGCAUGGCAAUAGAACAGCAAGCCCGCAGGGGGGGAGAAAGAGCAGGGAAUGGCAGGGCGCAAGCAAGCAAGCACAGCGCAGCGCAGCAAAGAGUGCAAUAACCUACCGUCCACGGUGCCAACGAACCCAGCACCCCUAGCACGGAUCCCAGCAGGCGCGGCGGGCCAAUCAAGCGCCCGGACAGGGAACACCUCUCUCUCUCGCUAUUAAAUUGCU